CAGGUGUCAUCGUUGACUUCUUUUUUGAGAGGCCUCUUCAAGCUGGGAUGAAUUUCUUUCGCUGUUUCAGUGCCGGUGGAGAUGGAGAGAGGUGCUUUCAGACGUCAGGCUCUCUGGAUGUGGUGUAUAAUCUGCAGCAGCAGAUGGCCGAGCAGUUCCAGGUCAUCCCAACAGUGGGUGCUGUUCCAUCACUGCAUACAUAUUCAGUGGCUGAGAAGCUGGCAGAGCUCAUCCUAGAAGUACGCUACGGCACCCAGCAGAAGCAGCGCAGAAGCCGGACUGCCUUCACCAUCCCACAGCUGGAGGCCCUGGAGCGGGCUUUCCAAAAGACUCAGUACCCCGACGUGGUGACCAGGGAGCGGCUUGCUCUGUGCAUCAACCUGCCAGAGGCCCGAAUCCAGGUCUGGUUCAAGAACCGGAGGGCCAAGUUCCGUAAGGGCCAGCGUGGCUCAGCGAGUGCCAGCAGUGCUGCCAAGCAGGAUGGAGGGUUGCGGGAUGAGAAGAAGCCCAUCGAUGGGAGGCCCGCUGAAAAGACGACACCGUCCGGCCUGUCCUCGGAGGGUGACACAUCUCAACCCGCUGGCUUUUCGGGCACCUUGUCUCCUUUUCUGCAGGGCUCCAGGGAGGCUCUUGCAUUUUCAUCCCCUGCUUUCAGAUUUCUUCCUCCUCCUCCUCCACUUUCUUAUUGGCAUCCAUUCCAGCAGAUUUGCCUGAGCCCUGCAUUUGAUUUGCCCCCUCAAGGUGGCACCAAGUCACCAUGCAGUGCUGUCCAAGGAAUAUGCCAGCACUCAGGGGAUCACUCUUUGUUCCGGCACCAAAAGUGCCCUUCUGUAGCAAUUGACAUAAAUGGAAAGAACCCUACAACUGAGAAGAUGUAGGCACGCGGUGGGGACCCGAAAUUUAAAAAAUAAAGACUGCAAGUGAAAAUCCCGAAAGCUUUGGACAGUGGGCUGUAGAGAAAGGCGCAUGAAGAAGUCUCAACGUUUGGAGGCAGGAGCUCAGUGCCAGUGACUUUACAUUAUAUAGCGCCUUUUUACAGUGAAAGAUGCUUCGAAGGACUUUCACACUAUGUGUCUCCCUCAAAGCCACACAAGUAGGGAUUGAAACAACAUCUUUAUGCUUUACUGUUCAGUGCUCGAACCACUAGGCUGCAAUGGCAAGAGUGGCGAUGGCAUAUCAUAGCCACUCUUGGGGCCCUGCUCUCUCACAGGCUUUGGAAACAAGCAGUUGUAUUUAUAUAGUGCCUUUACAUACAGUAGGUUCACUACAGUAAGGAUUGUAAAUGUGCAGAGAGCUGGAAUAUCAUAAAUGUAAUGUGCUCUGUGUGGCGAUUGCUGCUGUCAGGUCAGGAGGAAGCCCCAGAAGUGCGUAGUGAUUAACAACUGGGUGACAUUUACG
Molecule: messenger RNA, 1398 nt
Organism: Erpetoichthys calabaricus (reedfish)
Lineage: Eukaryota; Metazoa; Chordata; Cladistia; Polypteriformes; Polypteridae
Product: diencephalon/mesencephalon homeobox protein 1-B-like
Exons: 3
Coding region: 48-878 (276 amino acids)
Biological process (GO): regulation of transcription by RNA polymerase II
Molecular function (GO): RNA polymerase II transcription regulatory region sequence-specific DNA binding; DNA-binding transcription factor activity, RNA polymerase II-specific
Source: RefSeq, a predicted model, not a curated record